Malania oleifera is the source of this 924-nucleotide messenger RNA. Its product is annotated as protein C2-DOMAIN ABA-RELATED 2-like. The coding region runs from base 268 to 789 and encodes 173 amino acids. NCBI's taxonomy places the organism in Eukaryota, Viridiplantae, Streptophyta, Magnoliopsida, Santalales, Ximeniaceae. The transcript is spliced from 3 exons. The record is from RefSeq and is a predicted model, not a curated record.
UCGUACAGGGCAACUGUAAGACCUUAGAAGUUAGAACCCACGCCCCUCCACCCGGUGGAAAAAAAAAAAAGGAAAAGAAAAGCGAAGAUCACAGUGGCAGUGCAACAGAGUCAGGACGCCAACUUGUGGACUAUAAAAUGCAAGAAAGAGUUAAGCAACUGGAUCCGCACCCCAUUGUCUUCUUCUCCUUAAAAAGAGUCAAAAGCUUUAAAAAUCCCACCGGUCACCUGCCUUCAUCUCCCUCUCCCACUGCGCCAUCAGACUUCAAUGGAGGGUUUGCUGGGUCUUCUCAGAGUUCACGUUCACAGAGGUGUGAACCUCGCUAUCAGAGAUAUGCGAAGCAGUGAUCCCUAUGUCGUCAUCAAAAUGGGCAAACAGAAACUCAAGACGCGUGUAGUGAAGAAGAAUCUUAAUCCUCUCUGGAAUGAUGAUUUAACUCUUUCCAUUACAGAACCCAUUCUUCCAGUUAAGCUUGCGGUGUAUGACAAAGACACCUUCAGUCGGGAUGAUAAAAUGGGCGAUGUCGAGCUUGACAUCGGGCCGAUUUUAGAAGCUGUGAAAAUGGACUUGCAUGACCUCCCAAGUGGAACAAUCAUCACGAAAAUUCAAGCAAACAGGCAGAACUGCUUUGCGGAGGAAAGUUGCAUCAUGUGGAUGGACAACCAGGUUGUCCAGAACAUGUUCUUGAGGCUGCGAAAUGUGGAGUGUGGUGAGGUUGAAGUACAGUUGCAGUGGAUCAAGAUCAAUGGUUCCAAGGGUGACAAAGGGUCUCUGCCCUAUAUCAAAUAAUUGUAAUUCACCUUUUGAGUAAUAUUAGUAGAUAGGAGGACUUCUAAUAGGCUCAUAGUAAUGCUUGGAAUUUAUCAGAACGAGAAAACUAUGUUUGCUUCAAAACCUAAAUGAAGUAAAUACUACUUUCCUACA